CUUUUCCCCUCUCUCAAAUCCACACCCAACACACAAAUUCAAAGCAAUCUCAGCUUAUUCUUUUCUAUUCCUCUGCUUGAUACUCUCCAAAAUCAAAGCAGCAUUUUUCCUGUCAAAGAUGGCAUCUUUUGUUACUCAAAGUGUGCUUAAAAUUUUCCUUUUGAUCUCUUUGUUUCAAAUCUCUUUGGCUGGAAGGAAGCUGAGUGAACUGGUGCAAGACCAGCCUCAGCUCCUGACAUACCACAAUGGCCCCCUCCUUUCAGGCAAAAUUACAAUCAAUCUGAUUUGGUAUGGCAAGUUCAAGCCUUCCGAGAGGGCUAUUGUUUCUGAUUUUGUCACCUCCCUGUCGUCUACUACACCAUCUCAAAACAACCAACCCUCGGUUGCCAAGUGGUGGAAAACCACUGAGAAAUACUACCACCUCACCUCUAAGAAAUCCACUCUUUCCCUGUCUUUGGGAAAACAGAUUCUUGAUGAGAACUACUCGAUUGGGAAGUCACUCAAAAGCAAACAAAUUGUGGAAUUGGCCUCAAAGGGUGACCAAAAGAAUGCUAUUAACGUUGUCCUAACAGCAUCUGAUGUUGCUGUUGAAGGGUUUUGCAUGAGCCGAUGUGGGACUCAUGGAUCUGCCUUGAGCUCGAGCAAGGGUCACAUUAAGGGUGACAAGUACUCCAAAUUUGCUUACGUUUGGGUUGGUAACUCCCAGACCCAGUGCCCUGGUCAAUGCGCCUGGCCAUUCCACCAGCCAAUCUACGGACCACAAAACCCACCUUUGAUUGCACCUAACAACAAUGUGGGUCUUGAUGGCAUGGUGAUCAACUUGGCUAGCCUAUUUGCCGGGACUGUCACGAACCCUUUUGGAAAUGGUUACUUCCAGGGUCCAGCUGACGCACCAUUGGAAGCUUCAUCCGCUUGUCCUGGAAUUUAUGGCAAAGGGGCUUAUCCAGGCUACGCUGGAAACCUGCUGGUAGACCCUACAACUGGUGCUAGCUACAACGCUCAUGGCGACAAUGGAAGGAAAUACUUGCUUCCUGCUUUGUAUGAUCCUGCUACAUCAUCUUGUUCAACUUUGGUCUAAAAGUUUGAAGCAGUGAUUAGCAAAUUAGUAAUAGAUGUACACGGUUUAUAGAAGGAUGUAAUUCUUUUAUUUGUUAAUUAAUUUUGCUUAUGCGGAUAAUAAUAGAGCAGCAAACGACUUUGGUUUGCUUUUUCUCAUAA
Molecule: messenger RNA, 1218 nt
Organism: Theobroma cacao (cacao)
Lineage: Eukaryota; Viridiplantae; Streptophyta; Magnoliopsida; Malvales; Malvaceae
Product: protein PHOSPHATE-INDUCED 1-like
Source: RefSeq, a predicted model, not a curated record